AUGGCAAAGUCGAAGCUGAUCGUGAUGCUUUGUGUUUCAAUUUGUUUGUUGUCUGUGUCCAGUGCAACUGAGGUAGCUCCUCCUGCGGCCAUUUUCAUAUUUGGAGACUCAACUGUGGAUGUUGGCACCAAUACCUUGUUGCUCCAAAGUAAAGCACGGGCUGAUUUCUCUCCAAACGGGCUUGAUUUUCCUUAUUCUGUGCCUACUGGGAGGUUCAGCAAUGGCAUUAACAGCGCUGACCAAAUCGUGAGACUAUUUGGAUACCAGAAAAGUCCACCACCAUUCUUGUAUACUCUGAAUCAUAUGUCCACCUUUAAAAGGGAUAUACUGCAGGGAGUGAACUUUGCUUCAGCAGGAAGCGGCAUCUUCUCAGACACAGGGAUAAAAAAAUGGAUAGAAGUUGUGUCACUGGGAAAUCAGAUCCAACAAUUUGAGGCGGUCCGUGGAAACAUCUCAAAGAUAGUUGGUCACAAUAAAACUGAUACCUUGCUUUCCCAGUCUUUGUUCAUCAUCAGUAUCGGAAGCAAUGAUCUUUUCGAAUUAGUGGAUUACUAUCCAAAUGCAACCGACUUGUUUAAGGCGAAACGCAUGGAACGUCUUCAACUUAAGUUCCAGAACCAUUUGAAGACUUUAUACAAGCUGGGAGCUCGGAAAUUUGGUAUUAUAAGUGUUGCUCCAAUUGGAUGUUGUCCCCAUGCGCGUGUUCAACCAAAUGUCGACCCUAGUGUUUGUGUGAAGGAACUAAACGAUCUUGCUCAAACAUUUUUCAUAAAAGCUCAGAAUCUCCUGAAGAAAUUGAGCUCGGAGUUGAAAGGGAUGAAGUAUUCACUUGGAAAUUCCUAUGAAAUGACCAUGAGUAUUAUUCAAGACCCAUAUGCCUUCGGGUUUAAGGACGUUCAAUCAGCCUGCUGCGGAAGCGGGACGUUAAAUGGAGAAAGCCCAUGCGUUAUAUAUUAUAAUCCCAACCUUUGUUCGAAUCGGAAUGAGUUCUUAUUCUGGGACUUGUAUCAUCCAACUGAGUUUGCUUCGCAAUUAGCAGCACGAACACUUUAUGGUGCAGGAACAAGAUAUAUGACACCCAUGAACUUCAGUCAGUUGGUUGCAAUUGAUUUUUGA
Messenger RNA from Fragaria vesca subsp. vesca, 1116 nucleotides. RefSeq names its product GDSL esterase/lipase At5g33370-like. Bases 1 to 1116 code for a protein of 371 amino acids. NCBI's taxonomy places the organism in Eukaryota, Viridiplantae, Streptophyta, Magnoliopsida, Rosales, Rosaceae. The record is from RefSeq and is a predicted model, not a curated record. Gene Ontology annotation, molecular function: hydrolase activity, acting on ester bonds. The transcript is spliced from 5 exons.